AUGCGCAUCCCCCUAUUCAGGAUAUGGUAUUCGACAACGUACACCACACUGCUCAUCGUGCUCCUGCUCUUGUUAUGUGUGUCGCCUGGCGAUAUUAUAUACCAGACCAUCAAGACCCAAGAGAUUCCGAAGCUCUUUGUCAUUGGCGGAGUCUAUGUACUCACGGCACUUAUUGUAAUACUCAUUUACUCAACGCGCAUAUACACAAACCGCAGCGUACUACAAGCGAUUCCGAAGCCGUAUGUGCCAGUGGAGGAGGGCGAGGUGGGGAGGAUGGUGCGCAGGAUGGUUGUGAAACAUCUUAGGCGGAGUGCAAUCGUGGCGUGGGACUCGCGGCCUAGAGACGUUAGGGAUGAGGGACACGCAGGAGAGGAUACAGACGAUGAGCUAGACGAGGGACGACCAGGCACCUCUGAGAAGGAGAAGGAGAAAGAUAGGGCACAUAAGAAGAAGAAUCGCCACGGUGUGCCCGAUGCGACCAUCCUACCCAUCUCCGCAGAGUCACCACCAUGGGGUCACAUCUCGCAUCCAGGCUGGGCUUCACCUGCGUCUCCCGAUUUGCCAAACCUCCAGUACUGGAGUGUGAUAUGCGAGCUACCCAAUCUGAUCGAAGCGAAAGCCGUCUCCCUCGCGCCGCCCGACCCUACUGUAGAAACAGGCUCGAUUCAGUUCCCCCACGAGACGCCUCUCCUACCUGAUGCGCAGAUUGUCACGCUUCUUCAGCGCCCACGUGCUAUGGGCUUGCGCUCUUAUUUGGCACGCCUGUCCGAACUUGGCCUUCUCAACCCGCCGUCGCUAGGCUCUGCCUUCCUUGCACAAUACGAACACGCGCGCUUCUCAACCGCAUGCCUUACGGAGACGCAAUUCAAAGAUACAAUGUCUACAUUUGCCGACAUCCUCAACGGAAUGACGGAGCUCGACACAGACGUAAUCGAAGACCUGCGCGCGCAGAGCCUCUACAGCGAGACCCGCAGCCUCGCUCCGACGCAAUCCUCGUCCAGCGAAUCCAUGACCAGCGGGAGCAGCCCCUCACACUCACUCCCUACACGUACAUCGCGUCUCGCACACCAGCCCUCAUCGGCCUCUCUCUCCAACAGCAUCAGCGGUAGCAGCAGCGCCGCAAGUCCCCACUCCCCGCAGACACUACGCACCGCGCCUUCACGUCAGGCGCAGAGGAGUUCAGAGGUCUACGGCACGCCGCGGUCACCAUCUGCGGUUUCCUUCUGGACUCAGUCAGACCGGGGUUCGGUGGUGGUGAGGGGAUCACGGCGCAGUCCGAGCACGAUCCUGCCGAAUUCGUCGACGAGCUCGCUAGGCUCGGGCAGGAGUGUGAUUCGACUGCAUCCCAACCCGAGUGAGGGGGAGCUGCCAUACCAGUAUGACAUUCAAGGAGGGUGA
Molecule: messenger RNA, 1398 nt
Organism: Ascochyta rabiei
Lineage: Eukaryota; Fungi; Ascomycota; Dothideomycetes; Pleosporales; Didymellaceae
Exons: 1
Coding region: 1-1398 (465 amino acids)
Source: RefSeq, a predicted model, not a curated record